Meloidogyne enterolobii is the source of this 362-nucleotide messenger RNA. The record is from the annotation of a GenBank genome assembly. Lineage: Eukaryota; Metazoa; Nematoda; Chromadorea; Rhabditida; Meloidogynidae.
AUGGAAGAUCAAAUAAUAUCUCCAAUUGAAGAAGACGAAGUUGAACAAAAUAAACAAGAAAAUAAAGAAAUUGAAGAAGAAAUUCAAAAAUUAAUUGAAAAAGAAGAAAAUAAUUUAACUAAUUUUGAAUUUAUGGAGGUUAUGAAACCUCUAUUAUCUUCAAAUAACAAAAAUAAUAAUCCUCUUCCUCCUCCUCCAAAACCUUUAAGAACAUCUUUAAAUAGAAGAAAUAGAAGUGAUCGGUUAACUGUGAGUUUUUUUAAAAGUUUUUAAACGAUUUUUGUAAUUUUUGAGUUGACGGGUAGGGGAUUUGGGGGGUUUUAGGAAAUAUUUAAGGCAUGGGAAAGGCCAAAGGCCUUUUU